Molecule: messenger RNA, 1551 nt
Organism: Schistosoma spindalis
Lineage: Eukaryota; Metazoa; Platyhelminthes; Trematoda; Strigeidida; Schistosomatidae
Source: the annotation of a GenBank genome assembly
AUGGAUGGAUUUGACUCUGAAACUUAUGUCAUAAGUGGUCCUUUGCGAAAUUUUUCCAUUAGAGUUAAAUUAUUCUGUCGGCGUAGUAAGGCAGAGGAGCAGUGUCUGGAAGAAGAGUAUGUGUUCCAUUGGCAGGAAAAGAUCUUCAGUCCAAAAGAAAAGGCUCUUUAUAAGGACCGAAAAAAUUGUACGACUGAAACGCAACUACUCUACAACAAGGAAAUAAGCAAUAUGAAAGGUUCAGGAUUCCCAACAAAAAGAUUAUUCACUUAUAUUUAUAAGGACGAAAUACCAGUAGAAAGAGACAUAUUCGUGGAUGGCAUUGGAACUAUAUCAUAUCCUGAAAAACGAAGAUCUAACAUCCAGUUGAAACUAGACAACCUAUCGAAUCAUAUGCCAACAAAUGAAAUGUUGGAGUUUCCUCCUGACCAUUAUAGACACGUUAGUCACCUACCUACUACAAUAACCCAAGAGAUGUAUAUAAUGGCCGAUUUGAGUAAUGAUAUUCCAAAUGAUGCUGCAGACUUAUCGCCUCUUUAUGUGGGCAAUGAAGAAAUUCUCUGCAAGAUAACUAUUGAUUCUAAUGGACUUUUACGUUGCAAACCCGAUUUUACUCGUGGGUCUGUUAAGUACAAAAUAAAAAGCAAACAAAAAGGGUCAUAUUAUUAUACGUUGGAAAAUAUUUCACUUCAAAUGUCUGAUCUGGACAAACAGAAAAUAAGAAACAUGGAUAAAGAGAUAUCACUUAGAAAAUUUUCCCACUUUUGUGCCUCCAUCGGCAAACAGUUUGAGAUGCCAAAUGAACACAGUUUCAGGCUUUUUAUCGCUGGAGAGAUAAUGGGUGCGACUAACUUUGAAAACCCUGGAUUGUAUGUACAAUAUUAUCUUGAAUUACCACAAAACUGGAAAGCGUAUGAUCAUAAGCUAUUAUGUGGAAGUUCCCAGAUAGCCUCUGUCAAAAAUUAUGGAAACGAAGAAAUAAUUAUGUUUUCGCAUCCGAUCGAAUUUGACCUAACAUAUAAACCUGAAAUAAGUAUCGACUUGACAAAAGGAUCAGUUUCAGUAUGGCCUACACUGUAUUUUGAAGUCCAGUCGCUUGACUUUUGGACUCGGAGUCGAACUGAAGGGUAUGGAUUCAUAGAACUUCCGCGCAUUGCUGGUGUUCACUCAAUUGGUGUGAGUUGUUGGCGCCCAGUAGGAGAUUCUGUUGUAGAGGAACUAAGAAGAUUUUUUAUAGGUGGAACAUGCCAACUAGAGGACCCCACAUUUGUCAAAAUACCUGGAUCAUUUGAAAGCAAUAACCUAGUGAAAUAUGGAUUUCGUACAAAAAGCACAGGAAAACUAUUUCUGCAUCUAAAUUGUGCAAUCCAAAGCUGGUCCAAUCUAUACAGGACUAUGAGCAGAUGUCCAACAACGGGUGAUGAUAAGCAAAGAAGGAUAGCACUUGCACACAUGGAUGUUUCAACGAUAAUAAAAGCGUACCAAAAAGCUCGUUCAAAAUUACUGGAAACCAGGAAAGUUAUAGAAGGCUUGGGGAAAGUCAAUUUAUAA